This is a messenger RNA of Raphanus sativus (radish), 1561 nucleotides long. RefSeq lists its product as uncharacterized. The record is from RefSeq and is a predicted model, not a curated record. Bases 699 to 1352 code for a protein of 217 amino acids. NCBI's taxonomy places the organism in Eukaryota, Viridiplantae, Streptophyta, Magnoliopsida, Brassicales, Brassicaceae. The transcript has 4 exons.
ACAUAUUACAAACCACCAUAGUUUUCUUCUCCUACUUGUUUCACUUUUCUUUCAUCAACCCAGCUUUUAUUUUUGCUGUCUCUCUCUCUAGAUCCCACCCUCUUUUAAUUAUCUCUCAACCAAAAUUUUCGCAUACAUAUAUUCAAUGACCUAUACUUUUUAAAUUCAAAUCUCAACCAAUCAUCAGACCAACCUCACAAAGACAUAAACCUAAUCACAAAAUAAUAAAAGAAGAACCUUUUUCCUUGUGUACUAGUCAGCAUUUCAAUGCCCUCCUGCAACUUCCUAAAGGGCACAUACACCAUAGACAAAAGUGAAAAAGAAAGAAAAUAAAAGUUCUGAUUUUUCUUUUUUUUUUUCUCUCAAAUUUCUCUCUUUCUUUCUCCAUUAUCUUGAUUACUACUCCUAGUUUUCUGCUGUUCUGUCUCAAUAGACUCUCUCUCACCCGAAAGAAAAAGAAAAGAAAAAAAGACUUUAAAUUUCUCUGAAUUGGUAAUGGGCACCCAGACAAUAAUGUGGGUGGUGGCUUCUUCUUUGUGGUUUCUUAAAGUCUUUUGGUCAAGUACACAGAAGUUUCAUACAAGACUCCCUUUUUUGCCCCUUCUCUUCCUUCUUCCCCAGCUUUCUCACCUUCUUCCACAUCUCUCUCUAUCUCUCUUGUGUUCUUUUGUAUUUGCAAAAUUCACUGAUCAGAUCCGAUGAAGGAGAUUACUGACUUGGUCGAUCCCAGGAGGAUCAUGUUCAAGCAUCAAUCCCUUAUGCAGGAUUAUCAUGACUUGAGAAAGGAAACAGAGUAUAAGAUGAGGAAACUGGAGAUGAUGAAACAAAAACGGUCGGCCCUGGAUGCACAAGUUAGGUUCUUGAGACGCAGAUACAAACACUUGAAGCAAGACCAAUCUCACGAAACAUCAUCUCCCAACAUGCUGAGAUUGUCGGAACCUAGAGGAGCUUUGAAGGUGUCGAAUAAUGGCAAAAGAAAGAAGAACUCUGGUCAGGGAGCAUCCUUUGAUUUGAAACUAAAGGAUACAGUUUGCAAUGACAAGAACGAACUGUCAGCUAAAAGGAGCAGCAGAGGGAACGAGGUUUUGACAAGCUCUACUCCACUUCCUGAUCUUAACGACGACAACACUCUGGUCACCAACAAAGUCUCAGGAUUUGACUUAAACCUGAUCUCGAGAGAAGAAGAGGAUCCUGAAGCGAAUGGUGGUGAAGCAACAAAGAACGGAAUGAUUGGCAAUGGAAUCGAUUGCGAGAUGAAGUUGCCGAUUUGCAGAGACGUGGAGAAAGAGAUAAGCCGAGCAGUGAAGAGGAAGGUGGUGUCAUGGCAAGAUCCAGUUGCUUUAAGGGUUUGAUGUUUUCUUACUAAAGAGUAUCAAGUAGGAUUUGAGAUUAUGAUUUUAGCCUAUUAUGCACGUAUACAAGUAUAGAUGAUGAGUUAGCAAGUUAUAAAACUUUCAUAUCUUCCAAAUUAUUGGCGAUUGCAGAAUCUCGUGUGUUGUGAUACCAUAAGGUUUGUACAUGAAAUGAAUUUACUUAGUUUGACAGAAAUGUUUUGAUACCA